Fusarium vanettenii 77-13-4 is the source of this 1533-nucleotide messenger RNA. RefSeq lists its product as uncharacterized. Gene Ontology annotation, biological process: transmembrane transport. The coding region runs from base 1 to 1533 and encodes 510 amino acids. Lineage: Eukaryota; Fungi; Ascomycota; Sordariomycetes; Hypocreales; Nectriaceae. The transcript is spliced from 5 exons. Gene Ontology annotation, molecular function: transmembrane transporter activity. The record is from RefSeq and is a predicted model, not a curated record.
AUGGACGUCACUGACCCUCUUCCCGAUGAGCCUGAGAAACCUGGCGAGUUCCCGCUGUCCUGGAAGAUCACUGCCCUUGUCUGCGGCCUGAUGUUGUCCUGGGGCUCGUCCUUCUCGGAAAAUACCCUUGGGCCUCUGAAGAAGACUCUCAUCAAGGAACUAGACAUCACCAAUGCUCAGUAUGGCGCCAUUUCUUCGGCCACCUCACUGGUCAACAGCAUUCUUCCCAUUUUGGGUGGAUAUGGUCUCGAUCACUAUGGUGUUGAGUGGGGUUCGUUGAUCUGCUCGGUUGCCAUCUUUCUAGGAGCCGUCGUUUCAGCGGCUGGUUCCAACCAAGAUUCUUUCGGCCUCGUUAUGGGCGGUCGAAUUAUCAUGGGCUUUGGAAGUACCGUCAUUGAGACUUGUACAUCCAAGAUCCUGGCUCAUUGGUUCCAACAUCGUGGACUUGGUCUCGUGUAUGGCCUUGACUUGUCUAUUGGCAAACUCAUUGUUCUCGCCGCCAAGGCCUCAGCUGUCCCGAUGAGGGAUGCCUCAAGUUUCUGGGGCUGGGCACUGUGGAUUCCAGCCAUUGUUUGCUUCGUCAAUCUGCUGCAGAACAUCUUCUACGUUUGGUGGGCGCGAAGCCGACCAGAAUGGACCCAGAUGCCCACUGGUCAGAGAAAGGCCAAAGAGGAGGGAAGGUGCCGUGCAGCUGUGGGGCAAGGCCAAGUUGUCAUGGGUGAUGAAAAUGUCGAUACUGCCACCAAACGCACUGGUUGGACAUCCUCUCUCCCAAACUGGAGAACACUGAUUCGCGUGCCGCGAUUCUUCUGGCUGGUAGUUUGCACUCAGAUCCUUCAAGCAGGCACUGUCGGUGGGUUUAACGGGCUCAACGCCGAUAUCAUCACCCAGACCCGAGGAUCAACUGAGCAGUUGGCUGGAUACACAUCAGCUCUACAGCAGGUCAUUCCUGUUGUCUGCGCUCCCCUGAUUGGUUCUUUCUUCGAUUUCUUCGGCUACAGAAUGGCGUUUGUGAGUGCCACAUCAGUCAUCUGGAUCUUGGUUUACUGCCUCAUUGGUUUUACCAAGGUCAACGCUCUUGGUGCCAUGAUCAUCGCCUCAGUGGCAUCGACUAUGAAUGCCCUUCCCUUUCUGGCAUCCAUCCCCCUCAUGGUUCCAAGCCAGCUCGAACUGGGUCUUGUCUUUGGCAUCUGGAAGGCUUUCAACAAUAGCGGCAGUGUUAUCGUUGAUAUGAUUGCUGGUCGGCUACAGGACCUCACCCCAGGCCAAACCUAUGAACGCGUCGUCGGCUUCUUCGUGGCUGUCAAAGGACUGGAGUUUUGCCUAGGACUCUUCUAUGGCGUCCUCGAUAGAAGGUAUCUUGCGGGUAUUCUUACGAUGAGUGAGAAGAAGCGGCUGGUGGUUGAAAAGGCAGGUGAACUCGGAGCCCCUGUGGGACGGAAACCCGCCAAGUCUUUCACGUUUGUUGGCAUUGGGCUUCUAUGCAGCAUGAUCAUCAUCUCUUGGGUCUUGUUUAUCCGCUACUCGAUUUAA